Molecule: messenger RNA, 2479 nt
Organism: Linum tenue
Lineage: Eukaryota; Viridiplantae; Streptophyta; Magnoliopsida; Malpighiales; Linaceae
Source: the annotation of a GenBank genome assembly
GGUUCGCGCUGGAGGCACGUGAUUGGUCCUGAUGGUACCCUUCUGUUCUGAGCGUACCGGCUCGACGAAAAUCCAUCUGUACAACUAAAUUUGUGAACUGCAACUUCAAAACCAACUCUCUUGCCUAGCUGCAAGUUUUUUACUAUCGACUUUCAGGCCCAGUCCCUUGUUUGAAAAUUCAAAAAUAGGUCUGUGGCCACCAUAAGCUUCUGUCUUCAUCCACCUCCAUAGAUAUUAAAUGCGAAGGGAAGGAAUAUGGUUGAAGGUAGGAAGGAGCUUUAAUGUGCACAGCACAGAAGAAAGAAGUAUGCCCCCUGCAAAAGGGUAUCCACAGCCCAUAACCAAGAUCUUUCUCAUGCUGUGAAAUCCUGAUUUCUUCUUCUUCUACUGAGGUACAGUUGAGAUAAAGAGGUGGGCAUUUAUGGAGCGAAGCCGGUGGUGGUGGAGACAUUUCCCUCUCAAAGUGAAAACUGAAAACCACCACACUAGAAGAUGAAUCCCAAAGGACAUAAGAGGUUAAACUUUGAACAUUCAUGUGAGGCCCUUAAUUCAGUGUCGGCCAUGCCACAGCCACAGCCAUUAUAUAACCACCACACCCUUCUGCUUCUCCAUCUCAACUAACUCUCACAUCUCUGCAACAAAUCCAGAAUACAGACAAUGAUUCCCCUUUCUCGAGGAGGGGCAGCACCUUUGUGCCUGCUUCUGCUCUUCUCUGCCACUCUCUGCCAUGCUCAGAAGACAGCCCAGGUCCUCGUCGUUGGUGCUGGAGAAUGUGUCGAUUGCGCCAAGUCUGCACUCAAGCCCAGUCAGGCCUUCUCAGGGCUUGAAGUGACAAUUGACUGCAAGCCACCAAAUGGUGAGUUCAAAACUAAGGGGGUUGGUAAACUUGACGUGGAAGGCAAGUUCACAGUGUCUCUCCCUAGUGACCUUGUGACACAAGAUGGGAAGAAGCUUAAACAAGAAUGCUACGCGCAGCUCCACAACCCUGCCGCCGCAGUGCCCUGUGCAGCCCACGGCGGGCUGGACUCGACCAAGGUCGUGUUCAACUCACAAAAGAACGCGUUCGAGCUCUCCGGCGGGAAGCUCAAAUUCUCGCCGGAGGUCUGCUCGUCGGCUUUCUUUUGGCCUUACUUCAAGCACCCGCCCUUGCCUAAAUUCCACCUCCCUCCAUUGAAAUCCUUCCACCACUCUUUCCAUUUCCCUCCUCUCCCUCCGAAAGUCUUCCCUCCCUUCCCGCCCAAGUAUACUCAUCCACCAGCGGUUCUCCCACCACCGGCUGUGGUCACGCCGGUGCCAGAGCCGCCGGUCGUUGUCAAGCCUCCUUCCAUCCCCAAGCCGGCUCCCAAGCCGCCGGUCAUUGUCAAGCCUCCUUCCAUCCCCAAGCCGGCUCCCAAGCCGCCGGUCGUGGUCAAGCCUCCCUCAGUUCCGAAGCCGGAGCCCAAGCCUCCGGUCGUGGUCAAGCCGUGCCCACCAAAGGCCCCCAUUGUCAAGCCGAAGCCGCCACCAAUGGUUAAGCCGUGCCCUCCAAAGGCCCCAAUCGUCAAGCCGCCAUCGGUCCCGAAGGAGUUACCGCCGCCGGUGCCGAUCUACAAGCCGACUCCCCAUCCCCCGAUUUACCACAAGCCGCUGCCGCCGAUCCCCAAGGUCCCGAUCUAUAAGCCGACCCCGCAUCCGCCAAUCUACCACAAGCCGCUGCCGCCGUUCCCUAAGGUUCCGAUCUAUAAGCCGACCCCGCAUCCACCAAUUUACCACAAGCCGCUGCCGCCGUUCCCCAAGGUUCCGAUCUAUAAGCCGACCCCGCACCCGCCAAUCUACCACAAGCCGCUGCCGCCGUUCCCAAAAGUCCCGAUCUAUAAGCCGAUCCCCAAGCCGCCGGUAGCUCUCCCGCCAUUCCCAAAGUUGCCGCCUUUCCACAAGAAGAAGCCAUGCCCACCACUCCCCAAGCUACCUCCGUUCCCCAAGCUGCCACCCAAGCAUAAGUUUGGAAGCUGGCCUCCUCUCCCACCUUACUCCCCAAUUCAUUAGAGUUCUACUUUGAUCGAUUCUCUAUAAUUAUUGUUGUUGUUAUUUUAUUACUAAGUGGAGGUUCUGAAGUUGAAGCACUGCAAGAAAUAAGAAAACUGAACUAGGCUACCGUGGAGAAGAUGGGAAGACGCAAAAGGAUUGAGAUUUGGAUUACUAUUUUCUUAAAGGGUUUGUUUGGAUUCCAUUAUUUGUUUCUGGGAACGGUUUUAGAGUUGUAAAUUAGUUAUUACUGUUUAUUUUGUUUACUUGAUUACUGCAUGUUGGUGGAGUUCCUGCUUUUGGAUCAUUGUGUUGAAUGUUCUAAUAAAUCAUUUUCCUACCUUGAGGUCCAGAUUUUUAUUUUAUGUUCUGAUUUGUGAGAUCGUUUCAUGCUUCGUUGUUCCAACAUUGUCUUUGACAUUCGUUUCCACUUGAUUUUACGUGCUUUGAUUGCUCUAAUUAACCUUAAAUCAUG